Molecule: messenger RNA, 1881 nt
Organism: Striga hermonthica
Lineage: Eukaryota; Viridiplantae; Streptophyta; Magnoliopsida; Lamiales; Orobanchaceae
Source: the annotation of a GenBank genome assembly
AUGCGCCUUCAGAGCAUUUCAGAUGUAGACGAACGUGAUGAGCUAACAACAUUUGCUGAGUGGAUUGCGAGCAUUGGAGAUGGGACUGUAGGAGGAUCAAAUGACGGUUGUGCUGCGAUUGACAUUCCAGAGGAUAUACGAUUGGAAACUUCAGAUGAUCCAAUUGCUACAAUCGUCGAAAGUACCUAUCCAAUGUUCAAAAAUGCAACUGACGAUCCAAGUUAUUUGAAGGACAGAGUUAUAUUAGCGCCUACUUUGGAGGUCGUUGAGUCUAUCAAUCAAUACAUGUCGGAUAUGAAUUCUGCUGAAGGUCGUACAUAUUUGAGCUCUGACAAUAUGCGAAAUGUGUCUGCCAUGUUCACAAUACCUACCAUCUAUGUCACAUUACAGCCGAAACAUACUCCAAGUCCGUAUACUCAGGCGAGUGUACCAAUGUACCCUUCGUAUGGCUAUCCAGGUGGGUUUAUCAAUUUAUUUGCUGCUCAAGGCCCACCUCUCUAUCCAUAUGGUGCUGUGUAUUCACCUAUAAUGAGUCAACCAUCAACAUGUAAUCCGGCGAACAAUGACAAUAUGGUGCCUGACACCUCUAAAAGGGUAGAAUCAAAUCAACCCGGUGCCUCACGACAUUCUCUCGAACAUGUCGAUUGGGGUGUGGAUAGCGGGUUCAAUGGGUAUUCAACUGGGAAUGAUGAAGGUGAUGGUGAAGGUCAUGAUGAUGAAGUUGAUGAUGAAUUUGAUGAUGGAGGUGAUGAUAAAGUUGAUGAUGAAGGUGAUGAUGAAGUUGAUGAUGAAGGUGAUGAUAACGAGCAAUUUUGUGAUCCUUACAAUAAUGAGACGAACAUGAACGAUAAUCCUUGCAAUGAUGAACUCCUAAAUGAGAUGGAUGAUAACAUUGAUGAUCCGGACUUCAUAAUUGAAGAAGAUGAAGAUAUCGACGACAAUGUUGUGUCCCCCUCAAACAUGAUGGGUGGUUUAAAUGAGCAUAUUUUACGCAACAAGAAGAGUAUAGCGAUCCACAAUGUUCCUCGGCUUGACCUUUAUGGAGGGGUUUCUAUUGAAGAGGACGAUUUGAAUGAAAUCGCUACUCGUUCGAGUAGCGGUUGGAGGAUUCCCGAAGCCAAUUUUCACAACGUUGAUGUUCAUCCUUCGUCUGAAGAGCCGUCAAUGAUAGAUCAUGAAUUAGCCAAAGGCGUUGUCAUUGAAAGUAAGGAAGAAUUGUUGGUAAAAGUAGGUUUAUACCAUUUGAAGCAUAAAGUGGAGUUCCGAACACCGAGAUCUUCAAAUUCUCAGUUAAAGGUUGUGUGCAAGCAUAAAAAUUGCCCAUUCUUGCUUUCUGCGAAUGGACUGACUGGAGGUAGUUGGAAAAUUUCAAAAUUUAUCCAUCCACAUACAUGCUCAGUUAACCUAAAUCAUUCAGCCCCUCGACAAUUGCCUGCAAAGAUCAUUGGAGCAUUAUUCGCGCCGAAGUUGUUGACAGAGGGCCGAGUAUUAAAGCCUGCAGAGAUUAUGGGUGACAUGGAGCGUGAUCAUGGCAUUAAGCUAAAAUACGAUACAACUCUGAGGUCUCAAAACGCCUCCUACGACUUCAUUUAUGGAUAUCAUAAGAAAUCCUGGGAACUUUUGCCGGCGUAUUUUCAUAUGUCGAUGAAGGAAAAUCCUGGAACAUUGGCAUACAUUGAGACUGAUAAAGAUGACGUGUUUGAGUAUGCUUUCAUUUCUUUUAAUGCGUCUGCAGGCUUCCUCAGUUAUUGUCGGCCUGUUAUUGUGAUUGAUGGUACACAUUUGAAGAGUAAGUAUAAAGGCAUCUUAUUUGUAGCAACUACAAAGGACGGAAAUGAACAAAUUUUCCCUUUGGCAUUUGGUAUCGACGAUAAGGAAUGA